This is a messenger RNA of Brassica rapa (field mustard), 1319 nucleotides long. Its product is annotated as transcription factor HFR1. Lineage: Eukaryota; Viridiplantae; Streptophyta; Magnoliopsida; Brassicales; Brassicaceae. Gene Ontology annotation, molecular function: protein dimerization activity. The record is from RefSeq and is a predicted model, not a curated record. Gene Ontology annotation, cellular component: nucleus.
AUUGGAUUUGCUUACAUAAAGACUUCGGAAGCUUGAAACACGACAUGGCAUAGGUAGGCAUUGCUGCCAAAACCGCCUUCAACAGCACCAUCUUCCCUGCUCCCGAGAGGUACCUCGCUGUCCACCCUUGGGCUUUUUGUCUAAUGCGAUCAAUGAUGCUUGAGAAGAUGUCCCUUUUCUUCCUUCCAAAGUGCUCCGGCAAACCAAGGUUAAAUAAACAAGGAUUCAUGGAGCUGGGGUGGAACAACGACGUUGAAUCACUUGCUGUGAAAGAUCAGGGUAUAUCAGAAAGAGCAAGAAGUGAUAAAGAACGUCUCAUCACCGGCUUAAAAUCGAGCUACGGCUACGUUGAUCAUGAUCAAACUGAUAUUCAGUUUCAAACUGUUCCAGAGAUUCAUAGAGAAGAAGAAAUCUCGGAGAAAGACUUGACGUUGGCUGUCCCUGAUGAACAUUCUGAAACUGGUGAUCAUCAUGAUCAUCAAACCUAUGACUUUUCAGAUAAUCAAAAUUAUUUGAGAAACAAGCAUGUGAAGCCAAAACGGUCUCGUAUCGAGAUCUUCAGUGAUGAUGAAUCGGAGGGGUUCACAAGAGAAGUUCCUACAGUGACAAGAAAAGGUUUCAAGGGAAGAAGAAACGAUAUGUUGAGUAACAAGAUGCGUAAGCUACAAAAACUGUUACCUAAUUGUCACAAGGAGGACACGGUUUCUGUUCUCGAUAAAGCCAUUGAGUAUAUGAAAGAUCUUCAACUUCAACUCCAGGUGAUGUCUAUAAUGGGGAUGAAUCCUUAUUUUGCUCAAGCGACAUUAAACUUUGGAAUGCACAACCACCUUGUGACGGCGAUGGCGCGCUAUGCUCAGGGUAUAAAUCUGGUGAAUCAAACAACGUCGUCACCGUUAAUCCCGGCGUCGAAUUCGCUGUUGCCACCGUUUAGUAAUCUAUUAAUCCCACACACAUCUAACCAAUCUCUCUUUCCUACAACAGCAUUACCAGCUUCUUCUACUCAAUGUCUUUGCGGUUUGGUUCCUUUCCCAAGUUUCCUUGAUUUUUCUUCCCAUACGAUGGGUGGAAGACUAUAAUCUGUAAGUUGCUUCAGAAAAGUUUGUAUGAAAUGUUCUUGAUUAGGAAAAAACAGAAAAUCGAAAAUAAGACAUAUGCACAAUGUGAUUUAAUAUAUUUGGAUCUGGAAUUGACCAAUUUGUUUUAAUUACAGCGAUUCAUUGCACCAACCAUCUUGUACAUUUGAGUUAUUUACAUACUGUUUUGUGCUGUAUAAAGUUUUAUAGUGUUCAAAAAGAGUAUAAAACGGUUUUAUUAUUAUC